GUGCCUGCGACCAUCCAAUCAUAUUGUCCUCGGAAUUUCCUGACAUAUUGAGACAGAUGACCCCGAGUUUCCGACGCACAAUGCAAACUACUGCCACUUUUUGCACAAGUCCGCCAGCUUCCAGGAGCAGAUCGCGCUGCACGGCGCGAGCAUGCAGAAGAAGGUGCACCACACCUCUUGGCUGCAGUUCUUCCAGGAUGUCGUCAUCGUGCGCAUUCUCGAUGAUUCGAUGUUCAACAUGCUCAACUGCAAGCUGAGGACGACGACAACGGGCUGGGGACUCUGUCGGCUGUCAAGGAGAAGGACUCGAUGACCAUCGACAAGUGCACGCCCUCGCACAGGUCGCAUCCUGCUCGCCGCCGCCGCCGCUCGUGCAGCGCCAGCACGCACUGCUCCUGCAGCAGCUACGCAUAGUUUUGGUUGUACAACUUGGUGACGUACAACUAUAAAGUAGAUAGCUCAUCUCCCCACCACCAGCUGCUCCUCACCCUCCUCGUCGACGCGCUCAAGUACGAGUAGCAUGAUGUUCGCGAUCCUCCGUGCUCGAACGCGGAGUGUAAGUGUGACCGAAACUCGGGCGCAGUGGAGCAACAACGACGACAGAGGGACGUCGGAAUCUCGGUGGUGCUCGCUUGGCGUCGAGAGGACGCAUGGGCUCAAGGGAGAGUUUGAUGCUUGAUGGGCUCGAGGACG
Messenger RNA from Heterobasidion irregulare TC 32-1, 693 nucleotides. RefSeq lists its product as uncharacterized. Lineage: Eukaryota; Fungi; Basidiomycota; Agaricomycetes; Russulales; Bondarzewiaceae. The coding region runs from base 152 to 313 and encodes 53 amino acids. The record is from RefSeq and is a predicted model, not a curated record. The transcript has a single exon.